Magnolia sinica is the source of this 1586-nucleotide messenger RNA. RefSeq names its product ras-related protein RABA5a. Lineage: Eukaryota; Viridiplantae; Streptophyta; Magnoliopsida; Magnoliales; Magnoliaceae. The record is from RefSeq and is a predicted model, not a curated record. Gene Ontology annotation, cellular component: endosome. Bases 647 to 1324 code for a protein of 225 amino acids. The transcript has 6 exons. Gene Ontology annotation, molecular function: GTP binding; GTPase activity.
AACAGAAGAUUCAAAGCUGUAGAUAAAUAAUAAAAAAAGGGGGUAAAUCUCAUUCCUUGCUUCUUCUUAGACGUCUCUCUCUCUCUCUGUCUCGCCCUCUUCUAGAGGAAUGGGAAUGAAAUGAUGCCUUUAUUCCCUCAUUUCAAUUCCCCCAUCUAAAACCCUAAUUCCUCAUUUUCUCUCCAAUCCUGUCUCCUCAUCUCGUUCUGCAGACGCCGCUCCAUCUUCAUCACAAGGAGGCAAGAUCUGAUCAUCUUCGAUAUCUUGGCUGCCCAAGUAUACGAUAUAGCCCCCAGCAAUAAAUCAUAAGCAAAGUUCAGGCCAUCCCUUUCCUCCAAAACAACAUUUGAGCUAGCCAGGUGCUAUAGGUAAGGAGCUGACGAGCGAGCCCAACUGAUUGCAAGGGCGGAAUCUCCUUUGAUUAUUGAUGCUGUUAGAUCGCACUGAGGAUUUCUGGUGUAGACACAUUUCAGUGGGAAAUUUUAGCAGGACAAGACUCUUGGGUAUGUUAGAAAUGGUGUAUCAUAGAUCUACAGAGACCAGAAUCUUAGGCCUCAAAAAGGAUCAGCCGUCAGCCUGUAUUACCUAUGCUUCUCCAGUAAAAGCAUUGCACCUAGAGUAGCGAUCCGGUUGGGGGGAUUGUAGGAUGGAAGCUUACAUGGAAGAGGAACAAACUGAAGACUACCUUUUCAAAAUUGUGUUGAUUGGUGACUCUGCUGUCGGGAAAUCAAACUUGCUUGCAAGAUUUGCAAGAAAUGAGUUCUACCCCAACUCCAAAUCGACUAUAGGAGUGGAAUUCCAAACCCAGAAGAUGGAUAUCGAUGGGAAGGAAGUUAAAGCACAGAUCUGGGACACUGCAGGCCAGGAGCGUUUUAGGGCGGUGACAUCUGCGUAUUACCGAGGCGCUGUUGGAGCUCUUCUGGUAUAUGAUAUCACUAGACGCCAGACGUUUGAUAGCAUCGGGCGAUGGCUUAAUGAACUGCACACCCAUUCCGACAUGAAUGUGGUUACCAUACUCAUCGGCAACAAGUCCGAUCUCAAGGAUGCGAGAGAAGUCAGCACAGAAGAAGGCAAGACCCUAGCUGAGGCACAGGGUCUGUUCUUCAUGGAGACCUCGGCCCUCGACUCAUCCAAUGUCACCUCUGCCUUCCAGACAGUCGUGAAAGAAAUCUACAACAUUUUGAGCCGGAAAGUCAUCCUCUCCCAGGAACAGAAGAAGCAGGACUCAAUCUCCUUGGGAAACGGGAAGACUGUCAUUUUACAGGGGGAUGCAAGCGAAUCAGAUGCUCAACUGAAGAAAGCCGGAUGCUGUUCUUCGUCCUAAGGCCAUAGCUACAAGUGAGGAGGUUAUCUCUAUCAAAUUGUCAUUCAUCUUGUUUUCUUUUUUUCAUUGUUGCUUCUCCCCUUGUAAAAGAAUUAAUUACAUGCAAAUUCCUUUUUAUUGUUUAGAUUUUUUUUAAAAUUUUUUUAUUUUUAGUUUACAGUCUGUGGGUGUUUGGUUCAAGAAGAGAAUCAUCACAAGGAGUAGAUAUGUAAAAAUGUGGCCUGAAAAGGAUUGAGAAAUGAUAUCGUGAAAGCUUGGAACU